AUGAUUUCUUAACCAGAUAAGGAAUAAAAUACAGAAGAUAAGGAAAUUGUCAUAAUAGUGAAUGAGAAAAAUGAAAUUAUUGGUUAGUCUCCGAGAAAAGAGAUGAGAUAACAGAAACUAAUUCACAGAGCCACUUAUAUUUUUGUUAUUCAAACAAGCACUAAUAAAUUAUUUGUUCAUAAAAGAUCAUAGGAAAAAAGAUAUUGCCCGGGGUAUUUUGAUACCUGUUUUGGAGGUGUGGUUGCAAUUAAUGAAACAUAUGAGUCAAAUGCAACAAAAGAAAUCCAUGAAGAAAUUGGAGUGUAAAAUGUGAAUAUUAUUCCAAAUAAUGAAUUUUAUUAUGAGGAUCAAAUUAGUAAAAUCUGGGGGAAAAUGUUUUAUAUGUAUUUUGAUGGAGAGGCUAAUUAGUUAACUCCAUAAAUAGAGGAGGUAGAAUACAUUGAUUUGAAAUAAGUCAAAGAUAUUCUAGCAUCUGGUGAUAAAUGGACUCCUGAUGGAAUGCACGCAUUAAAAUUAUUCAUAGAUGAAAUGCCAGAAUUGAUACAACAUUAAUGA
Molecule: messenger RNA, 555 nt
Organism: Paramecium octaurelia
Lineage: Eukaryota; Ciliophora; Oligohymenophorea; Peniculida; Parameciidae
Source: the annotation of a GenBank genome assembly